This is a messenger RNA of Panicum virgatum (switchgrass), 1308 nucleotides long. RefSeq names its product 60S ribosomal protein L8-like. The record is from RefSeq and is a predicted model, not a curated record. The transcript has 2 exons. The coding region runs from base 374 to 1162 and encodes 262 amino acids. NCBI's taxonomy places the organism in Eukaryota, Viridiplantae, Streptophyta, Magnoliopsida, Poales, Poaceae. Gene Ontology annotation, biological process: cytoplasmic translation. Gene Ontology annotation, molecular function: RNA binding; structural constituent of ribosome. Gene Ontology annotation, cellular component: cytosolic large ribosomal subunit; ribosome.
AAAUCUCCUCUUCCUCGACCAAAAGGAAAGGAAAACAAAUCACCCUAGAGUAUUUGGAUGGCAAAUCACUUUUGCAUCGCAAAAUCCUCAAAUUUCAAGACAGCAACUGCCUAUCUCUCGUCCCUGUUUCUAUAUCUGGCACACGCGUAGUUGGAGCUUUGAUGGCAUUUUGUACUAAUACAAAUCCUCACGUCCAAUCGGACGGCUCACAGCCCACCGCCAGCGGCGAAUCUACGCCGCCAGAUGAGCUAGCCAGCCAUAUAACCUAACCCUUCCGUGGCUCGAACGAAACCGCCCGACCCAUAUAAACUCGUGCACCAAAACCCCGGCCGCGUGUCCGAUCCAUCGACAAGCCGCCGCCGCCGCCGCCGCCAUGGGCCGUGUCAUCCGCGCGCAGCGCAAGGGCGCGGCGGGGUCGGUGUUCAAGUCCCACACCCACCACCGCAAGGGCCCCGCCCGCUUCCGCGCGCUCGACGUCGGCGAGCGCAGCGGCUACCUCAAGGGCCUCGUCACCGACAUCGUGCACGACCCCGGCCGCGGCGCCCCGCUCGCCCGCGUCACCUUCCGCCACCCGUUCCGCUACCGGCAGCAGAAGGAGCUCUUCAUCGCCGCCGAGGGCAUGUACACCGGCCAGCUCAUCUACUGCGGCCGCCGCGCCGACCUCAGCAUCGGCAACGUCCUCCCGAUCGGGACGCUCCCCGAGGGGACCGUCAUCUGCAACGUCGAGGGACGCGUCGGCGACCGCGGCGCCCUCGCGCGCUGCUCCGGCGACUACGCCAUCGUCGUCAGCCACAACACAGACAACGGCACCACCAGGGUGAAGCUCCCGUCCGGCGCCAAGAAGCUGCUGCAGAGCAACUGCCGCGCGAUGGUCGGGCAGGUCGCCGGCGGUGGCAGGACGGAGAAGCCGCUGCUCAAGGCCGGCAACGCCUACCACAACUUCCGCGUCAAGAGGAACUGCUGGCCCAGAGUGCGCGGCGUGGCCAUGAACCCCGUGGACCACCCCCACGGAGGAGGCAACCACCAGCACAUUGGCCACGCCUCCACCGUCCGCCGCGACGCUCCGCCAGGUGCCAAGACCGGCCAGAUCGCCGCGCGGAGCACUGGUAGAGGGCGCAAGGGCCAAAAGACCGCCGGGACCGCCGGCAAAUCUAUGUUAUGAGAUCUCGCGCGCAGAUAUAUUUGCUUAUUAGUUCGUUGGUUUUUGUCGUCGUUUGAGAGGGAUAGUUAUCAAAAGUAGGGUUUUGCUGGAUUAAGUACGCUGUCGAGUACAAUUAUUAAUCAACCUUCUCCUUUUAGCUCGUUUAA